Messenger RNA from Blastocystis hominis, 4251 nucleotides. RefSeq lists its product as hypothetical. Bases 1 to 4251 code for a protein of 1416 amino acids. The record is from RefSeq and is a predicted model, not a curated record. NCBI's taxonomy places the organism in Eukaryota, Bigyra, Opalinata, Blastocystidae. The transcript is spliced from 3 exons.
AUGGCGUUCAUGCUCUGGCAGCGCUUAGCAAACCAAGACCAACUCAGCGAAGUCGGCGAGCAUUUGGAAUCCACUUCGCAGCAACUCGACUGUGUCUCGCAGAAGCUCGAAAGUCGCAACGCGAAGGAGGCGAUCGGUCGUCUGCAGAGCACGAUGCAGGCCGCUCAGAGACGCGCUCUAACGCUCGUUUUCAAUCGCUGGAGCUGCGCCAGCGCGAGUCUGCAUGAGAACGAGCUGGUGACCCUCGCGAAAGAGAAAGAACGCGAAGCUGCGAUCGCCGAUCUGCAGUCCAAACACGACCAGCACGUGAAGGAGCUGCGCGAGCAAGCGAUGGCUGAGAAGAAGGAAAUGGAGACUGCGAUGGAGGGACUGAAGCAGAGACAUCACGAGCUGCUGCAGCGCCGCGCUGUGCUGGCGAUUCAGGAGCUUCUCUUGCAUCGUCGGUUGGUCGCAGCGUCCAUCGCCCUCGCGAAGUGGCACAAGAAAACGCUUUUGGAGGUGGAGGCGGAGACAAAAGCCAACGCGCUGAGCGCGCAGAAGGCGGAGCUGGACGGGAAGUUCGAAGCCAUGCAGACCGAUCUGACCAAUCAGCUGACGGUUUCGCGAGGCGAGACGGCUUCGAUGACGGAGGAACGCGAUCGCCUGGCGGGCGAGCUGGAGAAGACGCAGAGCGCGUUGAGACAAACGACGGAGCAGAAAGAAGCCGUCGAAGCGGAGUUGAACGAGGCGAAGCAGAAAAUGGCGGCAGACGAAGCGAAGAUCGCGAAGCUGACGGAGGAGAUCGCGAGCCUCACCGCCGAGCUGGAAGCGAGCAAGAAAUCCGACGCGGAGGGCCGAAGCCAGCUGGCAGCUCGGUGCACAGAGCUGGAAGCGACGCAGUCGCAGCUGGAAGCGCGGAACGCGGAGCUGAAGGCGACGUCCACUUCGCUGAGCGAGACGCAGAAGCAGCUGGAAAGCACGUCGAACGACCUGGAAUCGACGCGAGCGCAGUUGGAAUCGACGGCGAAGGACUUGGAGGCGACGAAGAGCACGCUCGCAGACACCACGGCGGCGAAGGAAGACACAGAGAAGCGGCUGGAGGAGACGAAGCAAACGCUGGAGGCGACGCAAACGGCGAAGGCGGCGACGGAGAAGAGCUUGGAAGCGAUGACGUCGAAGCAGGAGGAAACGGCUUCCGCGCUCGCGAACACGCAGAACGAAUUGAAAACGCUGCAGAAAUCGUCUUCGGAGGAAAUCGAAGCGAAGAGCCAGUGCAUCAAGCAGCUGGAAUCGCAGCUCCAAAGCGUGCAGACGUCGCUGGAUCAACUCACCGAAGCGUCGGCGCAGCAGAUCGGCGAGCUCUCUUCAACGGUCUCCUCGCUGGAGGACAGCUUAUCGAACGUGAAGAACGAAUUGCUCGCAGAGCAGGGAAAGCGGAGCGAAGCCGAAGCGACGAUCCAGCAGCAGUUGAAGCGGAUCGCUGAGUUGGAAGAGGAGCUGCAUAAGACGGAAGGAACGCUGGAUCAACUGCGCGAAUCGAGCCGAAAGGCGGAGGAGUCGGCGAAGGCGAAGAUUAAGCAGUUGGAAUCAUCGGUGUCGAAGAAGAGCGACGAAAUCGAGCAGCUCUCUCAGAAGCUGAAGACAUCCGAAGAGACGGUCGAGGAAUGGAAGAAGAAAGAGGCGGAAGCGGCGGAGCUGGCUCGAACGACGCAGGAGGCAAAGGAAGAAGCCGCCAAAGCGUACGAAACGACGAUCGAAGCUGCGAAUGCGAGCAUGAUGAGUUUGACAAACCAGCUUUCCUCGCUCCAGAACCAGUUCGAUGGCUGCAGCAAGACGUUGAAAGAAACGGAAGCGAAGCUGGAGAGCACGGCGGAGCAUGACAGUCAAGUCACGGCGGAUUUGGAGAAGACGACGUUGAAGUUGGAGAAGACGAAGGAGGCGGCAGCGAAGCAGAAAGCGGAGGACAGCGCGCGAAUCGACGCGUUGUCGACGGAAAUCGAUCGAUUGAAGGAAGUGGAGGAGGCGAAAGUGAAGCUGGAGAAAUCGUUCGGAUCGCUUCAGGAGGAACACAACGCGCUGAAGCAGGCAGAAGAGAAGCUUCAGGAGUCGGUGGAGACGCUGACCGAAGAGAAAGAGCAGCUGAAGCAGGACGCUGCAGAGAAGGAAGCGGACUAUUCGAAGAAGGUGGAGAGCUUGCAGCAGUCGGUGGAGGAGCUGACAUCGACGCGUUCGUUGCUGAUGGAACAAGUCUCCGCGUUGAACCAAUCGCUGGAUGAGUCGAAACGAUCGUGCUCGCAAACGCAGGAGCGCGUGGAGGAACUCGAAGAAGAAGUGAAGACGGGAAAAGCUCGCUUUGAAUCGGAGAUGAGCCGUGCUUCUUCUUCGCUUGCAGAGCGUGAAGCGGCGAUCGAGUCGCUCAAGAACGAGAAGAAGGAGAUGAAGAACAGUCUGGACGAAACGGCCGCGCAGCUGAAGACCAAAGAGCGCGAACUCCGUGAAGAAAGCGAGCGAAAAGCGUCGGUCGAGCAGGAACUAUCGUCCUUGAAGUCGACUCACUCGCAGCUCGAAGCGAUGAAGAAGAAAGCGGAGGAGGAGGCCAAGGACGUGCAGAGCAAGAUGCGAAGCACGAUCGACGAGUUGAAAGCGGAGUUAUCGCAGACCUCGCAGAAUCUCGCUGGCAAAACGAAGGAAUUGGAGCAGGUGCAGGAGUCGGAGGGAUUCUACAAGAAGGAAUGCGAGAACUACCGAGCAAAGUUCGCUUCCUAUAUGGAUUCCUCGCCGGACGACAUCAUUCAGAGCAUCAAAGCGGAAGUGGGUUCGCUGCAGCAGCAGCUGGAGGCGGAGCGAAACGUCACAUCGGAGCUUCGCCAUGUGGAGACGGAUCUCUCUGCCGCGCUGCUACGCGAGAAGGAAUUGGAGAAGAAGCUAGCGGAGGCGACGGAAGAGCACGAGAAGGAGGUUUUGAACGCGACGUCGGCGAUCGCCGAAUUGAACGAGAGCGUGAACUCGUUCAAGAAGGAGAAGAGCGAGCUGAGCAAGCAAUGCGAAGAGCUGAACGCGCGCGUGAAGUCGCUGCAGACCACCGAGUCGGAGCUGGAGACAUCGAAGAAGCACGAGAAAGAAUUGGAGACGCAGAUCGAGCAGUUGAAGGAAAGCGCGUUGAAAUCGUCGGCAGCCGCGACAGCGCUGGAAGGCGAGCUGCGACAAUCGCUCGAGACAGCGAAUCAGGAAUUGGCGCAGACGCAGAAGAAGCUGGAGAAAUCGCAGGAGAAAGUGGCGACGCUGGAAUCGGAAUCGAGCUCGCUGCAGAGCAAGCUGGAAAGCAGCCAAUCGAACGAAGAACUGCUUCGCAAGCAGGUGGAGUCGUUGCAGCAAUCGCUGACGGGCGACAACACGAAGGCGCAGAAGCAGAUCGAGUCGUUGCAGCAAACGGUUUCGCAGCAGAAGAGCGAUCUGAAGACGAUGAAGAAGGAAAUGGACGAGUUAAAGAAACGCUCGGUCCUGGCGGACGAAUUGGAGCAGACCGUCAAUUCGUCGAAGCAGCAGAUUGCAGAGCUCAAGAAAGAGCAGCAAGAGAGCCAGAAGCGCGAAGAGGCGCUUCAAUCGAAGCUGGAAGAGAAGGAAGAAUCGCUGGCGGAUGUGCAGAAAAAGCUGGAAUCGACGCAAAGCAAGCUGUCAGAAGUCAAGGACUCGUUGAAAUCGACGGAGUCGCGAUUGAGUGAAGAGCAGGCGCUGGGAUCGUCGAUGCGAACGCAGCUCGAAUCGAUGAAGAACACGCUGCAGGGCGACACAGCGAAGUCGCAGAGCAUUAUUGAAAGCCAAGAGAAGCAACUGGCGAGUCUGCGAGCUGAGAUGGAUUCGGUGAAGACAGAGCGAAGCAAUCUGGAGACGAAGAUCGCAGCACUGCAGAAAGAUUCUACGCAACGCGUGGCCGACUUGGAGAAAUCGCUCCAGCAGUCCGAGUCGAAGGUUUCGUCGCUCCAAACCGAGCUCGAAUCGCUCCAAACCGCGUCGAAGGAGAAGCAGAGCGCGAUGGAAUCUUCGCUCACCGACGAGCAGACCAAGCGAAAAGCGCUCGAGAGCGAGUUAGCCGAGCUGCAGAAAGCCAUUUCGUCUUCCUCUGCCUCGCAAGACACGCUUCAAGCGCAGCUGGCAGCUUCGCAAGCGCAGAAGCAGGAGAGCGAAGCCGCGCUAUCGCAGUCUCAACAGAAGAUUAGCGAGCUGAGCGACGCGCUGAAGCAGGCGAAGGCGGAGAGCGAUUGGACGACUUGA